CCUCGUUUUCCUCAAUGGCGUGUAGCAAUCAUUUAGAGAGAAAAACACGUUGCAGAAACAUAUUUUACGACUUCUACGACGUGUAUGCUGAGCAUAUCUAUAGGGAAUUCAAUGACGGCAAAACGUUGCCAGCACUUCUCCUAGCAGCUAUUGCCGCAAGUAAACUUUUCGCAGAAGAUGGCAGAUGCAGCGGAGUGGAGAAAAAAGGAGAACUCCGACAUACAACCAUCACAAUCAUCAUGGCCAUCACCAUCAUCUUUAUCACCAACAAUAACACCACAUCACCAACAACAUCUGUCGACAACAUAGACAGAGGUACAAAGCAGGGGAUAGGGUGUAAAAGUUAAUAACAAAUUGGAAAGAGGGAUGCAAAUGCGAAUUCCAGAGCACGCUUCGUCAUUACUAGUAUAAGGGCUAUAUAGUUUGUUAUUAAGCUUAUAAGGUACUGAUUUACUUUUUGGAUCGAAAUGUAC
Molecule: messenger RNA, 473 nt
Organism: Stomoxys calcitrans (stable fly)
Lineage: Eukaryota; Metazoa; Arthropoda; Insecta; Diptera; Muscidae
Exons: 2
Coding region: 15-347 (110 amino acids)
Source: RefSeq, a predicted model, not a curated record